Messenger RNA from Aspergillus sclerotioniger CBS 115572, 3008 nucleotides. RefSeq names its product adenosylmethionine-8-amino-7-oxononanoate aminotransferase (gene bioDA). The transcript is spliced from 5 exons. NCBI's taxonomy places the organism in Eukaryota, Fungi, Ascomycota, Eurotiomycetes, Eurotiales, Aspergillaceae. The coding region runs from base 171 to 2537 and encodes 788 amino acids. Gene Ontology annotation, cellular component: mitochondrion. Gene Ontology annotation, biological process: biotin biosynthetic process. The record is from RefSeq and is a predicted model, not a curated record. Gene Ontology annotation, molecular function: pyridoxal phosphate binding; S-adenosyl-L-methionine:8-amino-7-oxononanoate transaminase activity; ATP binding.
GCCUGAGUGCCUCAUUGCCUCGGCUAUUUUGCCUUGCAGCCUCCCGCAGCUGUCACUUCUUAUCUCUAUACUUAGUACCAUUUUCACUGCCCCCCUCAUUGCAGCCACCUACAAAACCUUUCAGUCCCUUGGCUGCGGAGUCUUCGGUCCCCUGACCGUCUCUCUCCAUCAUGCCCCCUGUCGGCGCCGCUCUCUGGCGGUCUCUCCGCGCCCAUCAAGUCUACGGUGCCAACACCGACGUCGGCAAGACUAUUGUGUCGACCGUUCUUUGCAACGCAAUUAAUCAACAAAAGUCCGCUUCGCCUGCUGCUUUUCUCAAGCCUAUCUCGACUGGUCCAUUGGACGAUGCAGAUGACCGCCACAUCCAACGCUACGCCACCGGCACGCUCACUAAAUGUCUAUAUCAAUUCGACGAGCCCGUCAGCCCACAUAUUGCGGCCAGGCAGAAGUUGCUGACGAUCCCACGGGAUGAUGAAAUCGUUUCUUCCGUCCACAAGACGCUGUCGGAGUGGGCGGGGAGGGGAGUUAAUUUCGCCUUGGUUGAGACGGCGGGCGGCGUGCACUCGCCCGGCCCCAAUGGCAAUUCCCAGGCCGAUUUGUACCGACCUCUGAGACUCCCCAUUGUUCUGAUUGCGGACUCCCGGUUGGGAGGCAUUUCUUCGUCCAUCUCGGCUUAUGAGUCGCUAUUGUUGCGCGGCUACGAUGUGCAUUCUGUUUUGCUGUUUCGUGAUGAUUAUUACCAGAAUCAUGAGUAUCUGCGCACUUACUUUCAGAAGAAGAGUAUCCCCUUGGUGCCUCUUCCGCAGCCUCCGGCGCGACCGCAGUCGCAGGAUGUGGACUCAUUGGCUCGUGACGAGGAGGCUAUGGCGAGGUACUACGAGCGGGUCGCACGAGGUAGUGAGGUGGGUGGGUUGCUGGAGGAACUGACGGCGAAGAAUACGGAGCGCAUCGAACGCUUGGAGGCUAUGUCUGGUCGGGCUCAUGAUACGAUUUGGUAUCCGUUCACGCAGCAUCAUGGCAUGGCCCCGAAGGAUAUCACGGUGAUUGACUCGGCGUAUGAUGAUUUCUUCCAGACUUAUGCGCCAGAAAAGGCGUCGCAGGAGGGUGGACUGCGCGCGACGUUUGAUGGCUCCGCCUCGUGGUGGACGCAGGGUCUGGGACAUGGAAACCCCGACCUGGCACUCUCAGCUGCCUAUGCGGCGGGUCGUUACGGACAUGUCAUGUUCCCUGGAAAUAUCCACGAACCGGCGCUGUCUUUGGCGGAGACUCUACUCGAGACCGUCGGAAACCCGCGUUUCCAAAAGGUUUUCUACACCGACAAUGGCAGCACGGGCAUGGAGGUCGCUAUCAAGAUGGGUCUGCGGGCGGCGUGUCAUCGGUACGGCUGGGACGCCAGUCAGGAGCAGAUUAGCAUCCUGGGGCUCAAGGGGAGCUACCACGGCGACACAAUCGGUGUGAUGGACUGCUCCGAGCCGUCUACCUACAACAAAAAGGUGGAAUGGUAUCGCGGUCGCGGGUACUGGUUCGACUUCCCCCAGGUGCGCAUGUCGCAGGGUGCCUGGAAGAUCGACAUGCCGGAGAGUCUCCAGGAGGCAUUGGGUCCGGAUCUCGAGUACUCGUCCUUGAACGCGGUGUUCGAUCUGGAGGCGCGGGUCGCCUCGGAAGCCGGACAACGCUACAAAGAGUAUAUCCGCCGGACCAUCGAGACCCUGGUUCAGGAACAGGGCAUGAAGUUCGGGUCGGUUAUUAUGGAGCCGAUUAUUCUAGGCGCGGGUGGAAUGCUUUUCUGUGAUCCCCUUUUCCAACGGUGUCUCGCCGAUGUCGUCCGCGCCCAUCCCGAGCUCUUCAGCGCCGACGCCACCCCAGGGAGGGGCGCGGGGUCGUGGUCGGGUCUCCCAAUCAUCUUCGACGAGGUGUUCACCGGGCUGUACCGUUUGGGCCGCCGAUCGUCCGCGUCGUUCCUGGGGGUGGACGCCGACAUCGCUGUCAACGCGAAGCUGCUGACGGGCGGGCUGGUGCCGCUGUGCACGACGCUGGCGAGCAACGAGGUAUUUGAGGCGUUUUCGAGUCCGCACAAGAGCGAUGCGCUGCUGCAUGGCCACAGCUACACGGCACACGCGGUCGGGUGCCAGGUCGCGGUGGACUCGCUGCGGACGAUGACGCAGAUGGAGCAGGGUGGGGCUUGGAACAAGUACCGGCAGGAUUGGCAGGAUUGGCAGGCCGCGCCGGCGGACAGCAGCCCGGAGGUUUGGAGCGUGUGGUCGCACGGGCUGGUUCAGGAGCUGUCCCACGCGCCAUCGGUGGAGGGGCUGUUUGCGCUGGGGACGGUGCUGAGUAUUUCGCUAAAGGACACCCAGGGCGGAGGCUACACGUCGACAGCCGCGCAGGGGCUGCAGCAGCGUCUGGCUGCCGGUGGGGCUCAAUUCCAGGUGCACUCACGGGUGCUGGGCAACGUGCUGUACCUGAUGUCGAGUGUGACCUCGACACCCUCGGCAUUGCGGGAGAUUGAGGGAGUUCUGCGGGCAGCAUUGCUGUAGUAGUGGAGAUGAUGGGGAAUUACGCGAGGAGUGAUUGGUUCUCCGGGUUUCUUCUUCCGCACAUGGCUGCAAAAUGGAAUCGCUACGACAUUCACGAAUCUUAUCUAGAUAUCUGCUGUACCGUUCGGAGUAUCCUGUACUGUAGAUACUAGAUACAUGAAUAGUAUUCUUAUCUGGUGAUCUUGCUGAUCUUGGUACCUGUUCCUGUUUGGGUGCUGAACAAUCCAUUGUUCACCGACGGCCCGAACAGUGCGCUACCGGGGGUUCCGCCAAUCAAGGGGAAGAUAAUGCUGACUGCCAGGCACCGAGUCCAGUGGCAGUGGAAAAUCCAUGGGAAGAGACAGGCAGGACAGGCCAGACGGGCGGACAGCUCCCUUGGUCCGAUCCAGACCGGUGGGGAGCUCGGAGCACAGCAGGUUGGCGCGCCAGAUCUGCAUGUUGGCUGCAGCCAAGCCAGCCAACCAAUUCCCU